AUGGCUUCAGACGACACUUCUUGGAUCCCGCAGGGGACUCACAACGUGGUCAUUGGUCCUUCACUCCAUAAACACCUCAAAGCUCGGCGAGGAGUACCUGCCCAACCACCAAAACGAGUGGGCCCUCCAGAACGGGACUUUUUCACGUUUCGAUACAACUUUAAGCCAACCUCCGUCGAUAUAACUAAACCAGGCACCAUAGAAGUCAAUCGCAACGGCAAGGCAGAUGGUGGGUCGGUGAGAGUAGAGCAUCCCUCCGCUCAGCCUGGGGAGAGCAAUGUCUAUCUUGGCACCGAAAUUCCGUCCAAAGAAUUUGACUGCGUCCUGAUAUACGACGAAGAAACCGGGGACUACAAGCUUGAGAAACUGGAAGCGUGCAUGAACUUGUCCUUCGACAAACGACGACAAACUGAAUCACUACCGGCCUCGUCUGCCUCGACGCCUGCCCCACCUAUUUUAGACAAUGAACACCCCAUGGAACUAGAUGCUAUAGGCGAGCUAGACGACGACAUAUCCCAAUACCACGCGCUACGCCAAGAAGAAGAGGAAGAUGAAGAAGGCGAACUAUUACCCAUACCACCGGUCCCCGUGCCACCCAAACCGGCAGCACCUAAACCACCACGCAAGAUUGCCAAGAAGCCUCCCCCGCCCCCACCGCCAUUACCCGCCGAACUAGACGGCGAUGCGUAUGAAGAAGAUUUACAAUUUGGCAAACCGACUGUCAAGCGACGCCGAAAAACACCGCCCCCUCCUCCCCCUCCCGUUCCCGUUCCAGUUGUACCUGACUUAUCAUUACCUGGGUCUUCCUCUGGAUGGACCGCUCCGCCCCCUCCAAUCGCGGUACCGUCAGACUCAGAAGAUCCCGAAUCUGAUUGGGAGGAAGCCGUGCCGACUGGCGUGGUUGUGCCUAUAUCAACAGUUGAUAUCGACAUGAACGAUCUUGAGGCAGAACUCGAGGCAGAAUUAUUCGAUGCUGGUGAUGGUGAAGACGGGUCAGACGACGACUUUCUCGCGAACGCCAUGCCGAACACGUUCAACUCGGACCCGCCAAUACCGAAAGGCGUGCCCUUGUCGCUUCAACAGUUCGCUGCUUCCCAGGAGGGGAGGUGGUUAUAG
Molecule: messenger RNA, 1116 nt
Organism: Mycena indigotica
Lineage: Eukaryota; Fungi; Basidiomycota; Agaricomycetes; Agaricales; Mycenaceae
Product: EAF domain-containing protein
Exons: 5
Coding region: 1-1116 (371 amino acids)
Biological process (GO): positive regulation of DNA-templated transcription; regulation of transcription elongation by RNA polymerase II
Cellular component (GO): super elongation complex
Molecular function (GO): transcription elongation factor activity
Source: RefSeq, a predicted model, not a curated record